AUGAUACUCGAUGGCGCUGGAGAUGGAGGCACAGAGGCCGCCAAGAAGAAAGUGGAAAAGGACGACGGUUACGUGCGUUCGUACGCUGACGAUGUCGAUACACUAAGCGUCACUUUUCGAAGCGUCCUUCUGAGCCUGAUCGCAUGCGUCCUUGGCAGCACAAUUUCCGCCAUCACACUCUUCAGGCAGAGCGGUUCUCUAAAUCUCAGUGGUUCCGUCAUUCAGAUCCUGUCUUACAUCAUUGGGACUGCCUGGGCAAAAUGGCUUCCGUCUGUCCCUGUCGAUGAGGGCCGGGUCGACCAGCAUCGCUGCUUGACAAAGUGGCAGAAGGUCGUCCACUUUGUCAAUCCUGGACCUUUCACCAUCAAGGAGCACGCAGUCAUUGCCAUCGUUUCCAGCUGCCGGGUCAACGAGGUGUUCAAUCCGUUCAUUGUCCACAAGCUCUACUAUGAAGUUGAAAACCCGCUAUCGCCCAUCGAUGUCAUCUUCUGCACCAUAGGCACGACGCUACUUGGCUUGAGUCUCGCCGGGCUCUUCAGCCCUAUCCUUGUGGACUCGCCCUUGGCUGUCUGGUACGAGCUGCUGCCCACAAUCAACUUUAUGCAAAUGUUGCACUUCGAUCCGGCCUCGUCAAAGCGAUUUCGCCUCUUCUGGCUCCUCCUUCUCGCCGUAUUCUGCUACGAGGUGCUGCCUCUCUUCAUUUUCCCUACCCUUGCGGCCUUCUCGAUCCCUUGCUUGGCGCUUGGAAAGGGCAGCAAUAAGUCAAAGGGGUUGAAAUCGACUUUCACCAACCUGUUCGGAAGCGCAAAUAUCAACGAAGGGCUCGGCCUCCUGGCGCUCACGUUCGAUUGGCAGUACAUCACGACUGCCCCGUUGGUCGUACCGCUCCAGGGUCUUCUCCCUGCCUGGAUUGGUGCAGCGCUCUGCAUCAUUUUUGCAUCGUCUCUCUACUACGCCAACGUUUUCCAGGCAAAAACGUUUCCAUUUCUCUCCACGAAUAUGUUCCUGCCCAAUGGGAAGCCAUACAAAAUCGACAGCGUCCUGACACAGAGCGUCUUGGAUGAGGCAAAGAUCGCAGUCAAGGGGAACCCAAAGCUACCGAUCACGAGCACCUUCAAGUUCUUUACGCAGACGGCAAGUGUAGGUUGA
Molecule: messenger RNA, 1149 nt
Organism: Acaromyces ingoldii
Lineage: Eukaryota; Fungi; Basidiomycota; Exobasidiomycetes; Exobasidiales; Cryptobasidiaceae
Exons: 3
Coding region: 1-1149 (382 amino acids)
Biological process (GO): transmembrane transport
Molecular function (GO): oligopeptide transmembrane transporter activity
Source: RefSeq, a predicted model, not a curated record